GGUUCUGGGGGGUGAUGGGAGAGGUCUGGGAAGGGGUCUGGUGAUCCAGGGGUGCGCUAGGGAGGGACACAUGGUCUCUGGAGGCGGGGGGUUGGGGAGCCCGCGGGGGAGAGAUGAGCUGGAGAAGGGGCACAGGAGGCUCUGGGGAGCCAGGGGCUGAUGGGGGAGGCAGCAACCAAGGAGUAGGACGGGGGCUGGAGUGGGGGACAUAAGGGUGGAGCUGAUUGAGUGGUAAAAGCAUAAGAGGUGGGUCGGGAUGAGAGGAUGAAAGAUGCAAGAUGGCUUAAGAGAGUCAGUGGAAAGAGAGCCAGGAGAUGGUGGAGGUAGAGCCAGGAGUCCUGGAGAGAAGAUGACUUUGGGGAGCCAAGGGGGCUGGAGAUAGGGGUUGAGGUGAGAGCUGGGGAGCCAGAAGAUGAUUGCAGGAGGGCAGCUGGAGCCAUGGGACCAGGGGCAAAAAUGGAUUCUCCAGAAGUAACAGAGUUGCAGCAAGAAGUGGUGGAGGAGUUGGGGAUCUCUAUGGAAGAGCUCCAGCAAUUCAUUGAUGAGGAGCUGGAGAAGUUUGAGUGUGUGAAGCAGCGGAAACAGCAGCUGGAAGAGCUGGAAAAGAGCGUGGAACGGAAAGAAGCAGAAGUUGCCUAUGUCGACCAGCUCUUUGAUGAUGCUUCAAGAGCCAUUGGUAAAUGCGAGAUACUGGUAAAAGAUCUCUACUCCAAGCUGGGCCUUCAGUAUCGUGAGAGCAGCUCUGAAGAUGAGGACUCAGCUUCCAAGCCCACGGAAGUGAUCGAAAUCCCAGAUGAGGAUGACGACGAUGUUAUGAGUAUUGAUUCGGGUUGGAAGCACAGUGAUACAAGUAACCGAAUCUCAAAGGAUCAGACGCUGCUUCGAGAAGCCAUGGCUGCGAUGAGGAAGUCUGCCCAAGAUGUUCAGAAAUUUAUGGAAGCUGUUAACAAAAAAACAAACACCCAGGACCUGCACAAAGAUGGGUUGUCCUCUCCACCGAGCUCUGUUGGCGUGUCCCAACAGGUGAGCUCUGCACUUGCUGGGGGUGACCUCAGCAAUGACGGUGACCUGGUGGUUGGUAUGCGUAUCCUAGGCAAGAAGAGGACCAAGACAUGGCACAAAGGAAUUUUGAUUGCAAUCCAGGCAGUAGGUGCUGGUAAGAAGUUCAAAGUGAAAUUCGACAACAAAGGGAAGAGUUUGCUUUCUGGCAAUCACAUUGCGUAUGACUAUCAUCCCUCUGCUGAGAAGCUCUAUGUCGGAAGCCGGGUCGUGGCCAAAUACAAGGAUGGGAAUCAAGUCUGGCUCUACGCUGGUAUUGUGGCCGAAACACCGAACAUGAAGAAUAAACUGAGGUUCCUGAUCUUCUUCGAUGAUGGCUAUGCGUCUUACGUCACUCAGUCGGAGCUAUACCCGAUCUGCAGGCCACUAAAGAAGACCUGGGAAGACAUAGAAGACGUUUCCUGUCGUGAUUUCAUAGAGGAAUACAUCAGUGCCUACCCAAACCGUCCCAUGGUAUUGCUGAAGAGUGGCCAGCUGAUUAAAACAGAAUGGGAAGGGACCUGGUGGAAGUCCAGAGUGGAGGAAGUGGAUGGCAGUCUGGUCAAAAUCCUCUUCCUGGAUGACAAACGCUGUGAAUGGAUUUACCGCGGUUCCACGCGUCUGGAGCCUAUGUUCAGCAUGAAAACCUCCACAGCCUCCACUCUGGAAAAGAAACAAGGAGGGCAGAUGAGGACUCGUCCCAAUGUUGGUGCUGUGAGGAGCAAAGGGCCUGUAGUACAGUACACACAAGAUUUAACAGGAACCAGCACCCAGUUUAAACCUAUAGAACAAAUCCAAGCAAUGUCUAUAGCUGCACCGUCUGUUUCCCCACAGCCAGCUGAGAUGGAAAGCCCCGAAAGUCAGCUGGCUCAGUCCAGAAAGCAAGUGGCUAAGAAAAGCACGUCCUUCCGUCCUGGCUCUGUGGGGUCUGGGCACUCUUCGCCUGCUUCUCCUGUCCUAAGUGAAACUCCUCCUAUGGGAAAAGCUGCAGUGAACCAGCAGUAUCGUGGAAGCUAUUCCAGUGGCCAGCCAGGCAGCAGUGCAGUGCAGCCAUUCCACGGCAUGAUGGACCGGGUGCCCAAUGAGCCCUCAUACCGGGCCCCGAUGGAGAAGCUUUUUUACCUGCCUCACGUCUGCAGCUACGCCUGCCUGUCACGGGUCCGCCCCAUCCGGAGUGACCAGUACCGCAGCAAGAACCCCCUCCUCAUCCCACUUCUCUACGACUUCCGGCGCAUGACUGCCCGCCGCCGCGUCAACCGCAAGAUGGGCUUCCACGUCAUCUACAAGACGCCGUGCGGGCUGUGCCUGCGCACCAUGCAGGAGAUCGAGCGCUACAUCUUCGAGACGGACUGCGACUUCCUCUUCCUGGAGAUGUUCUGCCUAGACCCCUACGUGCUGGUGGACCGCAAGUUCCAGCCCUACAAGCCCUUCUACUACAUUGCAGACAUCACCAAAGGCAAGGAGGACGUGCCGCUGUCCUGUGUCAACGAGAUAGACACCACCCCUCCUCCGCAGGUGGCGUAUAGCAAGGAGCGCAUCCCAGGGAAAGGAGUCUACAUCAACACCAGCUGGGAGUUCCUCGUGGGCUGUGACUGUAAAGAUGGUUGCAGAGACAAAUCGAAAUGUGCCUGCCACCAGCUGACAGUCCAAGCGACAGGCUGCACCCCCGGUGGGCAGAUCAACUCCAAUUCUGGCUACCAGCACAAGAGGCUGGAGGAGUGCCUUCCCACAGGAGUCUAUGAAUGUAACAAGAGAUGCAAAUGCAACACGAACAUGUGCACCAAUCGCUUGGUACAACAUGGACUCCAAGUCAGACUCCAGCUAUUCAAGACUCAGAACAAAGGCUGGGGAAUCCGCUGCCUUGACGAUAUUGCCAAGGGCUCUUUUGUCUGCAUCUAUGCAGGGAAAAUCCUGACAGAUGACUUUGCCGACAAAGAAGGGCUGGAGAUGGGGGACGAGUAUUUUGCCAACCUGGAUCACAUUGAGAGCGUGGAGAACUUCAAGGAGGGCUACGAAAGUGAUGCCAAGUGCUCCUCCGACAGCAGCGGCGUGGACCUGAAGGACGAAGAGGAAGAGAACACCGGCACCGAGGAGCAGGAGGAGUCCAACGAGGACAGCUCCGACGACAACUUCUGCAAGGACGAGGAUUUCAGCACCAGCUCGGUGUGGCGUAGCUAUGCCACCCGCCGGCAGACCCGGGGCCAGAAGGAGAAUGGCCUAUCUGAGACAGCCUCCAAGGACUCUGGCCUCACCAGGCAGAUCAGCCAUGACGAGGUUGCCGUGGCCACCGCCUGCAAACUGCCCGUGUCCGAGGAGACCUCCAAAAACAAAGUGGCCUCCUGGCUGAGCUCCAACAGCAUGUCGGACAGCUUCCAGGACAACGAUAGCGCCUCCUCGUUCAAGAUGAAUGAGGCCAGCGAGGUCAAGGCAGGCAAAGUGGAAGUCCUGGGUGACAGGGAGAAGCCCUCCACCUCUGGGCUUGGAGGCAAGGAGGCCUUUGGCUUGGAUGCUGACUUGAAGAUGCAGAAGAAGGAGGAAUCUGAAGAGCCAAACAAGCUUUCGAUGGCAUCCGAGACAGGCAAGCUGUAUGGCUAUAAUCCGAGCCCCAUGAAACUCGAGGGGAUCCGGAGGCCACCAAGCAAGACCAUCAUGCAUCAGAGCAAAAGGCACUUGGCUCCUCCCCAGCAAGCAGCUGACGAUGUGCUAACGCUGUCAAGUAGCACGGACAGCGAGGGGGAGAAUGGCCAGCCGGCAGCAGGACAAGCGCAAGGCAACACAAAUGAUAGUGAUGACAUCCAGACUAUUUCCUCUGGCUCAGAGGAGGAGGACAUCGACGAUAAAAAGAAUUCCUCUUCCGGUCUAGGCCCUGUUAAAAGGCAAGUGGCAGUGAAGUCCACACGGGGUUUUGCCCUCAAAUCGACUCACGGGAUUGCCAUAAAGUCGACCAACAUGGCAUCAGCUGAGAAGGGGGAGAACAUGCCAGUGCGCAAAAACACCCGACAGUUUUAUGACGGCGAAGAGUCCUGCUAUAUUAUUGAUGCCAAACUCGAAGGGAACCUUGGCCGUUACCUCAAUCAUAGCUGCAGCCCCAACCUGUUUGUGCAGAAUGUCUUUGUGGACACGCACGAUCUCCGUUUCCCCUGGGUUGCCUUCUUCGCUAGCAAGAGGAUCCGAGCCGGGACUGAACUGACCUGGGAUUAUAACUACGAGGUGGGCAGCGUGGAGGGCAAGGAGCUCCUUUGUUGCUGUGGUGCUAUCGAAUGCCGAGGCAGGCUGCUCUGACCACGCUGGUGCCUGCCUCGUGAAGGACAUGGGCUGCUGGCCCUGGAUUCCCCAGGGCUCCAGUUAUUCUGAGCCAGAAAAAGGUUGAUUCUCAACCCCAGGCAUUGUCCCUCCCCUUCCUGCACAGCCCUUUGUGAGGGUGACAUACUGUAUUUCAUCUUGAGCUGUUUCUAAUUACACCGAUUUGUAAUUUUAGCUGUAACAAAGCUGGUUACAUAACUCGGUGCUGCCCCGUUCACUUGAAAGUAUGCCCACAGGUGCACAGACCACAGCACUAUCAGGUGAACCCGGGGUAGCUUGGCUGUGUGUGUAGGGCUGAGAUGGACAGUAAUGUUCCCAGCGAGUGACUGACUCACUGCUCAGGCAUUCAGCUAGCUGCAGAACUUAGUACCUGUCAGUGACAACUCAAUUCAAGCAUGAAACACAUGAGGCAGGCAGUACAGAAGGGUCCCCUGCUUUGCCAUCCUACAGCCAGCCUCUGUUACACGUGAGUCUGCCAUGUCAAAUCCCCCAUCCCCCAAAAACUAGGCAACUACAGUUAGUGAUAAGAGGGCACCAAUUCUAUUUCAACAAAGAGAAGCAUUUCAGAGAGGCAGGGGUAGAUCAUCCCAUCCAGGAACCGUAUUGGGAUUUCCGUGGGGUAUCGCUGAACAUGCCGGUAAGGCCCUGGGGGCGUGAACCAAGGUUGGAGUUAAAUCAAAACACUGAGGUGUUCAGAAGGAAGGAGGUGUCUGGUCUACUGUCUCUGACUUGGUCGUUUUGUAAAAAAAAAAAAAAAAAACAGACCCAAAAUCAGUGCCCCCACCCUGCAUUACAGCAGGAACUUGAAAGGGGCUUGUGGCCUGCUUUUGGGAAAGCAUCACUUCCGGGAGAGGAUUUAGACAGAGGCAAGCUGUGAGCACAUGGGCUUUGCCUAGGAAUUGGACACUGGGAACUGCAAUCACUGGUUGGUUAGUGAACAAACCCAGGUCUUUAAGGUACUGCCAAAGCCAUUAUGGCUCGAACUGUGUGAGGCUUCUCUACAGCUGCUCCCAGAUGAUACAAACAUGGAGAGAAUAAGAUCAAACUUAACUGUAGCAAGGGAGGCAGUACCUACCCGCACUUAUAAACUACUCAAAGCAGGCAUGGUUGUCUCUGCCCAUAACUCCUCUGAGUUCAGGAGACCUAGACCAAAGCUGAUACAAGGCGGUUAGUUCCUAUAACUGGAGUAGCCAUGUUGAUCCCAGGGUAUGAGUGUGUCAAGGCGGGUGAGGUAAUAUUUUAUGGGACCAACUUCUCUCACCCUGUCUAGCUAGAGGAAGCAAGAAGAGUAUGAAACGAGUGGUUUUGGAGACUGGUGCUCAGCUACACAACUGAGGCUGCUUAGAUUGUUCUAGGGUUACGUUAUAGCUCUAUCAAAUAGACUGUCUUCUGCAGCACCAGGACUAUUGCACACGAUUCCACCUGCCAGGUGAAGGCACACUGCCUCUUAGAGCUUUGCGUGACAACUGCCCUCCUCAGGGCAGGGCAUGUCCAGUUCCUUCGCCAAGCCUUCCCUGUGGCUAGAGAUGCCAGGGCACAUAGCUCACAAUGGAAACAAAUCUAAAAAUAGCUGCUCAGAGAAUGGUGCAGAUGCAGGUUUGCAUGAGGAGCUUGAUCUCCUGGGGAUGGAAACAAGCUCCAGAGGCUGCUGCACCCCAUCCACACAACCUGGCUUUAGCAGGGUGAACAAUCUCAAAAAACCCGAGCUCCUUAUGUCUGGGGCACUACAUGUGUACUCAAGGUACAAAACAGCGAGUGUCUUAGUUUUAAUGAGGCUGUCUCCUCCUUAAAUGCCUUUCAACGAGGGUAUCUAGCAAUGGAAACUGAAGUGGUAAAAUCCAAGUCACUUUCAAAGUGACAGUAACUAAUUCGAGUGGGGCAUGGGCUGCUAGAGGGGCAAAUACCCACUGCCAGGCUCCAGCUGACACUGGCAGGAGUAGGCUUGGGCCACUGCCAUGUAAACAAACACGUAGCUUGUGGGGUUUCUCAGGGGCCAGGCUAAGCUUUCGAAGACCAAGGGUUGAAGCUAAAAGUUGCUCCUUUCCUUAAAGCAAAUGUAUUUUUAGGCCUCUUCUUGCAGGUGGAGGUGCUGUAGCCUCUCCAGGUCCCUGCACAUCCAAAGGGGUUGAAUGACUUCCUUGGAAGGGGUCUCUCAUUAAACUAAACCCUGAUUACAAAGAGAUGCUGGUGGUAAAGUGCAGGUUCUAGUGCUGCAUGUUUAGCUUAACACACUUUGGACCGUGGGCAUUGUCACCACAAAUCUGUCAGAACCACCCAGUCAGCACAUGGCACCUGCCAGAGCCUCUGAGGAGAUCCCUAGGCACCAGCUCUCCAACCACAGCAAUGGGCACAGGCCAGUCUGAGUUCACCAAACCAAGCUAGGGGAAGUAAACUGGCCCAGUUGCUCCCUCUUUCUAGCCUGCAGCAGGCCAGCUUAGGGCCAGACCAUCCCCACCCUGCAAGGCCCUGAGCUAUGAAGAGCAUCAGGUGCAGGCCCUUCUAGUUAGAAAUGGAUGGGUCAUGGGAACUGAGGGUCCCUGGACCAGCAAAGGGGGUCACUCCUGGGCAGAGAGCUACUACAUAUGGGUGGAGAAAAGGAACUCCACCCUUGCUAAUGGGCAGAGAGUUCAGCCAUGGCUUCUGAAGUCUUUUACAGUAAUUACCUUUCCUAGGACAUCUGAAAGCUCCUCCGCUCGCUGUCUCUGUCCAUUUGAGGGGUUGCAUGGGAAUCUUGUAGUGCUAAUGGAGAAGUGCUAAUGAAUAGCAGAGUUAAAUCAGUGGCUUGUUCCUCCCAAGCUGUCCAUAGCCACACUCGUAUUUCAACAGUGUAGCCUCAGAGGGGCUGUAGCAGGUGGCUUUUCUGGGAAGUGGGAGGCCAGUUGUGUUUAAAAAUAGGGCAGUAGAAAGCAUGUAAAGAUCUAAACCCCCCUCUCUAAGCAUUCCACACCCCCACUCUGGGCUUGGUUCACCCAAGUGUUCAGGCUCUUAAAUAAAGGCCACUUUCAGAAGUUCCCCACCCCUCCCAGUGGGCCUCAUCCAGGUUUCCAGGAGACCUCAAAACCCAGCAUGCUGAGUGAGUGCUUUUGAAAAUCUGGCUUAUUCUGAUGCCUUAAAAAUGGGAGCUGAUCCCUGGUAGCCUUGGGAUGCUGGUAGUGACCACGUUACCACCACAAGAGGACACUCCUGAGAAAACCACACCAGCUCAAGUCUAGCAAGAGUGGCACAGCUGAUAUGAAAGCUGCCCCAUGUGUUUCACAGUGAUCCAAACCCCUCAGAUGGGGGGUGGGUGGGAACAGGGUGACACUCCAACAGAAACCACCACGUCUGUUUUUACAGAAGUUUUAGUUUUAUUUAACUUUUAAUAAAUUUUAACUUUUAAAAAACACAACAUUUUGGUCUGAAGUUAGGUUAAUGGUCCUUUUCUCCAACCCCUCUGUCUAGCCUGGAAAGUUACACUGCCUUCAGCAUUUCAGCCCCCACCGAAUCUGUUUUUACAUGAAAGACUCUCUGCGGUCCAGUUCCUUUUUGUACUUAGUCCUAGCUUUAAAAAAAAUAAAUAGAAAAAAAAAAUCA
Molecule: messenger RNA, 7914 nt
Organism: Gopherus flavomarginatus (Mexican gopher tortoise)
Lineage: Eukaryota; Metazoa; Chordata; Testudines; Testudinidae
Gene: SETDB1
Product: SET domain bifurcated histone lysine methyltransferase 1
Exons: 22
Coding region: 439-4320 (1293 amino acids)
Biological process (GO): heterochromatin organization; negative regulation of gene expression
Cellular component (GO): nucleus
Molecular function (GO): histone H3K9 methyltransferase activity; protein binding; zinc ion binding
Source: RefSeq, a predicted model, not a curated record